CAAAGCUUAAAGAUAACCCCAAAUGAUUCUUGCAAUAUUAGCCCUUGUAAUAGCCACCUUUCUAUACGGUGGAGCCACCACGGUCCAAGCUGGAUGCAGAGACACUCUGACCAGCCUUUCCCCUUGUCUUUAUUACCUCAACGGUGGCUCAUCGUCACCUUCUUGGAGUUGUUGUCGUCAAUUUUCCACGGUGGUUCAAUCUUCACCGGAAUGUUUGUGCUCAGUGGUUAAUAGCAACGAAAGCUCAUUUUAUGGGUUCAAAUUUAACCGGACUUUGGCUCUCAAUCUCCCUACCGCUUGCAAUGUUCAAACUCCAUCACCUAGCCUGUGUAACACCGGUGGUAACGUACCAACCACGUUGCCGGCGAAUACUCCUGUAGGUUCACCUCGAAGUGCUCCUUCACCGUCAGGUACCACGUCUCCGGCGAAUACACCAUCAGGAUCGAAGAAGUUUCCAUUGAGUAAUGAAAGCUCGUCCAAGAGCAAUGUGAUCAUCUUGUCUUUCGUAUCCAUAGCUCUGGUCCUCGCUAUAAUAUGAAUCUCAGAUCUUCUUUUUAUUUUACUUUUUUUUAACCAAUUUAUGUCUCCAUGUAAUAUUUGUAGUGCUUCCUCAAUGUAUUUGAAAUUCAUAAAAUUCAUA
Messenger RNA from Arabidopsis thaliana (thale cress), 640 nucleotides. Its product is annotated as Bifunctional inhibitor/lipid-transfer protein/seed storage 2S albumin superfamily protein. Gene Ontology annotation, cellular component: plasma membrane. Bases 23 to 538 code for a protein of 171 amino acids. The record is from RefSeq and is marked reviewed. The transcript is spliced from 3 exons. NCBI's taxonomy places the organism in Eukaryota, Viridiplantae, Streptophyta, Magnoliopsida, Brassicales, Brassicaceae.